UCCUCUACUCCCUCCCCCUCCACCCGCCCCUCCCUCCCUCAUUCCCUUCCCUCCCUCCCUCCCUCCUCUCUCGGCUAGGUCUGUGCGCUGGGGCGCCCGAGCCCCUCGGCAGCCGGGACGCGCGGAACUCGCGCCAGGAGUCGGCUCUCCCGAGCCUCCUCCCUUCCCCUUCCCUGCCCCCUUCCCCCACCUCUGACUCGGGCUCGGAGCGGCGGCCAGAGGAACCCCGAGUGCCUAUGAGACAGAUGCCCUGCCAGGCUGCCAGUAGCAUGUUUAGAUGUUGGGAAUCAAUGCAGCAGCCUCCAGAACUCCGGCUACUCUGCGUGCGACAGGCAUGAUGAUUCUCCUACCCAAGCCUCUGAGCUGGAGGGAUGGAGAACUCCUCGGCAGCGUCGGCCUCCUCCGAGGCUGGGAGCAGCCGCUCCCAGGAGAUUGAGGAGCUCGAACGCUUCAUCGAUAGCUACGUGCUCGAGUACCAGGUGCAGGGGCUGCUGGCGGACAAGACAGAGGGCGAUGGUGAGAGCGAGAAGACGCAUUCGCACAUCUCCCAGGAGGAAGCGCUCAAUGGUGGACCACCUAUGAAAGGCUUAACAGAAGAAUGGACAGCGGACUGCAGCGAGCAGCUGGACAGCAGCUGUUCCCUGUCCCGAGGACGAGCACCCCCACAGCAGAAUGGCAGCAAAGAUAACUCUCUGGACAUGCUGGGCACAGACAUCUGGGCUGCCAACACCUUUGAUUCCUUCAGUGGUGCCACCUGGGACCUGCAGCCCGAAAAGCUGGACUUCACCCAGUUCCACCGCAAGCUCCGACACACGCCCAAGCAGCCCCUGCCACACAUCGACCGUGAAGGGUGUGGGAAAGGGAAGCUGGAAGAUGGGGAUGGGAUCAACCUGAAUGACAUCGAGAAGGUUCUCCCAACCUGGCAGGGCUACCACCCGAUGCCCCACGAGGUGGAGAUUGCUCACACGAAGAAGUUGUUCCGGCGGAGGAGAAAUGACCGAAGACGGCAGCAGAGACCUCCAGGAGGAAACAAGCCCCAACAGCACAGUGACCACCAGCCAGGCAGUGCCAAACACAACAGGGACCACCAGAAAUCCUACCAAGGGGGCUCGGUGCCCCAUCCCUCGGGGAGGCCCACCCAUCACGGCUACAGCCAGAACCGGCGCUGGCACCAUAGCAACAUGAAGCACCCACCCAGCGACAAGGGGGAGGCAGGCGCCCACCGCAAUGCCAAAGACACCAUGACCAUGGAGAGCCCCAAACUUGAGGACACCCUGGGGGACACCGGGCACAGCAGCCUCGAGUCCCCCUGCAUCCCUGAUGGCCUGGCCCCAGUGGUUUCCGAGAGGCUGCCCCCACAGCAGCCAGGGGUCCCAGAGGCCGAGACAAAGCGUAAAGACAGUAUUAUUCCCGAACGCAUGGGGGAGCGGCCCAAAAUUACCCUACUCCAGUCUUCCAAAGACAGGCUGCGGCGGAGGCUGAAAGAAAAGGUACCGGAUGACGUGACAGUGGAGACCACCAACCCUCAGCAGAACAAGAUGGACAAGCUGAUCGAGAUCCUGAACAGCAUGCGGAACAACAGCAGCGACGUGGACGCCAAGCUCACCACCUUCAUGGAGGAGGCCCAGAACUCCACCAACUCCGAGGAGAUGCUGGGCGAGAUCGUGCGGACCAUCUACCAGAAGGCCGUGUCGGACCGCAGCUUUGCCUUCACCGCCGCCAAGCUCUGCGACAAGAUGGCGCUCUUCAUGGUGGAGGGGACCAAGUUCCGGAGCCUGCUCCUCAACAUGCUUCAGAAGGACUUCACGGUGCGGGAGGAGCUGCAGCAGCAGGACGUGGAGCGCUGGCUGGGCUUCAUCACCUUCCUGUGCGAGGUGUUCGGCACCAUGCGCAGCAGCACAGGCGAGCCCUUCCGCGUGCUCGUCUGCCCCAUCUACACCUGCCUCAGGGAGCUCUUGCAAUCUCAGGAUGUAAAGGAAGACGCCGUCCUGUGCUGCUCGAUGGAGCUGCAGAGCACAGGCCGGCUCCUGGAGGAGCAGCUGCCCGAGAUGAUGACUGAGCUCCUGGCCAGCGCCCGAGACAAGAUGCUGUGCCCCUCGGAGUCCAUGCUGACCCGGUCACUGCUCCUGGAGGUCAUCGAGCUCCAUGCCAACAGCUGGAACCCUCUGACGCCCCCCAUCACACAGUACUACAACAGAACCAUCCAGAAACUGACAGCCUGACAGCCAGGGGGCCUGGCGGGCGGCCCGAGGGCAGCUGGGGCCCUGGUGCACAGGGCCAGAUGGACAGGCGGGAGGACAGGGGUGGCCCUGGCGGGAGAAAGAAAUGGGGAGGAAGGCAGGCAGAGCCGGCGGCCAGUCUGGAGCCAGGCGGGGAAGGGAUCAAAUCCCUAGGAGCGCCCCCCAACCCCCAGCCAAGCCCCCUCAGCCCCAGCAUGCGGCAGCUUCACCAGCAAGGGAAGCAUGUUUCUUUUUCAUGGUGGCCUGGCCUUCGCCCCUCCUCACCCUACACUCCUCCCGCCCCCUCCCAUCAAACGCGUCCCCCGCAGGGCUUUGUGCAAGGGGGUUUCAUCUCUGUGACUCCUCCACUGAGGCUGGGCAGCCCCGCAUGCCGGGGUACCGCUUUGGUCAGAAAGGACCUCAGAAGGCUGAAAAUGUGGGUCGGAGACGGGCUUGCAUUGUUCCCGCAUGCUGUCAGCCACAGUCGCCAACUGGCAGCAGGCGACAUGUAGCAGAUGUCCUGGAGGACAAAGGCAGGCACCGUCCCCACCAGCCGCCCGUAAUUGACGGCCUUUGUCUGCACGGUCGGUCAAACCUGGGGACAGAGGCCUUCGUUCUCCUCAAACCUUCAUGCUCCCCGCCCCCCGCAGCCCCCAACCUCCAAGUCCUCCUCCAGGACCCCCAAGCCUCAGGCCCCAGGGGCUGGGAACAGGCAGGGGAGCUGGAGUUUGCAGGUCUUCUUGCACUCUUUUGUUUUAUUGUGUUUUAUUUUUCAAAAGUCAGCUGCUUUGAAGUCUCCCCUCUCAAUGAAAAGAGCCAGCGAUGUGGUCACACAGACAGCACCGAGGGCCCCUUGAUUAGUGGGAGAUCAAACCCGGCCCCCUCUGGAAGGAUUCUAGCCACAGACAGCUUGCCAGUAGCCAAUUAGGGUAAUUGGAAACUUCUGCCCUGCAGGGGUCCUGGCUGGAACCUGUGCACCUUAGCCCCUGGCUUCUCCUGUCUCUGAUUCUAACUCCCUCAAAGGGCUGAUACCAUCGCUUCUGGGUCCAGGCCUGAAGCCUUGUGAUGAACCAGGCACAGAACAGGCUGGCAAACUAUAACCAAAACCGAGGGGAUGUUUCCCGCUCCGCACACAGGUCUUGUCCCAAACUCUGAGUGGGGGGGUGGGGGGCUGCCUGGCUCCCCAGGACUUGCAGUUUAGCUAGGUGGGCUGUGUCACUGCCCUAGCCUCGUCCCAGGCAGGAUCCCGGCACCCAGCCCUCCCGCAACGAGGACCGUGUGCUCCCGGCAGGCUCUGGGCACUGCAGCCCCAGGGCUGGUGGGGAUGGGAGCAAUCAUUCAUUGAGUCAUAAGGAUAGUCAGGUGACCAGGCAGGGCUGCCAGACGGAGCUUUCCCGACUGGGAACAAGGUUGGGGCUUCUUGGAAGAGCCAGGUCCUGGGGACCUUCUCUGUUGGAGGAGGAUGGGGGUCGGGCUCUGGGAGGUUGUCACUGGCAUCUGCACAGCCCCAUUUCCAGGGGACUGGAGCUCACACUUUAAUGAGCCCCCAGAAAAUGACCUCAGCCCAGCAGCUUUCUUAUUUACUCCUUUACUGAGGCCAGUCACUCCUGGGUCACUAGAAGCUGUCUGGCUACCUGGUCUAAUCAGGCUGGCCAGGAGGUGAGGGCUGGAGGAAGUGUUCCCUUGUUGACCCCGAGUCUGGGAGAGCAUGCAUGGUCGUGGGGGGGGGGAGCAGGUUCCCCAAAACUCCCUAGCUUUCCCACCAGCAACAGCUUGCCUUCUCCCUUCUUCCCGAGUUUUCUCAAGCUUCUCCUCACCGUCUUUCUUCCUCAGCAGGCACCUUUCGGCCAGGGACACCAGAGGCCCCACAGCAGGCCUUGAGGGGAGAGCGAGGCUGAUGUUAGGAUGCUUGGGGCGGGCACUGGGGAAAUCAUGGCCUCCAGGAGUCAGGCAGCCCCAGCCAGACAAGCAGCCGCUCCCUGGCGGCAGGCCUCAGAAAGACGCACCUGUGCUGAAGUGGGCCUUGCUUGCCUCAAGUGGGAGGUGCGUGUGUGUGUGUGUGUGUGUGUGUGUGUGUGUGUGUGUGUCUGUCUGUCUGUCUGUCUGUCUGUCUGUCUGUCUGCUGAGAACAAAACAGGGCCCCAGAGGAAGGGAGAGGCCUCGGAGUGGGGUCUCCCACCCCUACCCUGAGUCAGAGAGCCAGCUCUAAGCAGGGGCCCCAGACACUGUGCGUGUAGGGGCCCCAGACACUGUGCGAGCAGGGGCAGGUGUUCCUGGGACAGCCAAGACAGGUAGCAGCGUGGGCAGCGUGGGCCUCAUGCCUCUUCCUCCUGGUGGCCCUCCUUGGAGGUCUUGCCUCAGGGCCAACCCCUCCUUGACUGUUAGGACCAGAGUGUGAAGAAGUGAGAUAUAAAUAUGUAUACAUAUAUAAAUAUAUUUUUAAUUACGUGUCAUGUCACGGUGGCUCCAGACAUAUGGUUUGCCUAGUUUAUUCCAUUGCUUGAAAGCACUUCCUGACCAAUCCGAGAAAAACAAUUUAAGCUGUUUUUCUAAAUGCAGGUUGCUGCAAGGAAAACCUUUAAAAAAGAAUUGUGUUGGGGUUUUUUUUGGUUGUUUUUUUUUUAAGGAAA
Messenger RNA from Hipposideros armiger (great roundleaf bat), 4849 nucleotides. RefSeq names its product cap binding complex dependent translation initiation factor (gene CTIF). Bases 372 to 2222 code for a protein of 616 amino acids. Gene Ontology annotation, biological process: regulation of translational initiation. The transcript has 14 exons. Gene Ontology annotation, cellular component: cytosol. The record is from RefSeq and is a predicted model, not a curated record. NCBI's taxonomy places the organism in Eukaryota, Metazoa, Chordata, Mammalia, Chiroptera, Hipposideridae. Gene Ontology annotation, molecular function: translation activator activity; protein binding; RNA binding.